CCUUAUCUUCUUCAUCUCCCCAUUCUCUCGCCGUCCUGUCAUUACCAUUCCUCCCCUCUCCAAUCGAUCAUUUACACGUCUCUAUCCUUUCAACCUUGUCGAUAUUCCGCCGUCUCUCUCCUCUUCAUCGACUUCGCCGCCGUACACACCAUUAGAUCCAAAUUCACCCUCCCAACCCCUCUCUCCAGAAUCAAACGCUCAUUAAUCGCUGCCGGAAAGUUCUCAUCCAAACACUCAAAAUAAAUCCUAAACCACUCCAAACACUUCCUCCAACCCUCACACGAAAUUCUUGCCGACGUCCACAUUCGCCUCCUUCAUCACAAUCCUCGGCCGCAACUGCUUAAAGCUCGAUGUAGAUCUUCACGUAUGACACCCAGAUAACGAGAUUCUCCAAUCAUGGUUGUAUUCAAUAUAUGAUGCGCUCAGGGGACGUCUCCUUCUGAUGCAUAUUCAACAAUUCGUGUCUUCUUCCAGUUCUUCCAAUGAUGAUGAAUUAUGUAUUUUGACUGGCUUGAAUUUGUAUUUUGACUAGGUUUGGUUGAGAUCUCUGAUUGGUUGUCAAGCUAGUCCGACAACUUUUUUUACAUGUAUCCCAUUGUAUAAGGAAACUUGAUUAUUGAGAUGACUUACUUUUUAGGUUAUGCAUACGAAUCUAAUCAAAUGUUUCUAUCUUCAUGCAGACCGUAUAAAAGUAAUGAAUUCUUUUCCAAAAAUAGAAAGAAAAAUAAAAGAGAUUGAUUGAAAAAAUGUAAAUUCAAUUUUUUUUAAGUGUCCAUGGAAGUUAGAGAAAAAAAUAAUGAUGUUAAAAAAUAAAUGAGAAAAUGAGUAGCAUUAGAGAAAAAAUAAAUAUGGCGUCUUUAAUAAAUGAAAAUUAUCAAACUCAUUUGGUUGAUACAUAUAUAUCUCGGAUAUUGCUGGCUCAAUAUUUACACAUGUUUUUGUCCGCCAUUCUUGUACUAUUUAAGGCUCGGAUCUAGGGUUUUUAACUGAUUUUACGCUAAGUUGUUCUUGUUUAUGACAUUUCAGGUCCUAAUGCCUGAAUGAAGGUUUGAGCACGAGUAUGGGGUCGAUUGGGCGAAAUCGGGACGAGCGAGGGAGAUCAGACAAGUUGCACGGCCAGGACGGGAAAGCGCACGACCGUGCAUGGUUGCCUUUUUGGCCGUGUGGGAUUUACCGAGAAGCUGCACGGCCUGAACCUGUUUCGCGCUCGGCAGUGCGAAAUAAAUUGGUGGCCGUGAUGAUUUCUGCGAGAGAGCUGCACGGCCAGGCUCUCAGAUUGCACGGGCCGUGCAAUGGCUCUGCACUCCCCUGGCGGAAUUAAUUGAAACGACGCGUUUUGGGAUGCACGGGCAGACUAGGAGGCUGCACGGUUGUGCGGUCUGGCCGUGCAAUCGCGGGCAGCUGCUUCUUAACCCAAUUUCGGGUUUUGGUGAAAGAUAUACGACUUUUUGAGCAAAAACAGAAUUCUAGAGAGAGAAAGUGCGAAGAACAAACCAUAUGAGCUAAU
Linum trigynum is the source of this 1507-nucleotide messenger RNA. Lineage: Eukaryota; Viridiplantae; Streptophyta; Magnoliopsida; Malpighiales; Linaceae. The record is from the annotation of a GenBank genome assembly.